Molecule: messenger RNA, 4613 nt
Organism: Mesocricetus auratus (golden hamster)
Lineage: Eukaryota; Metazoa; Chordata; Mammalia; Rodentia; Cricetidae
Product: zinc finger protein 14
Exons: 5
Coding region: 1514-3133 (539 amino acids)
Biological process (GO): regulation of transcription by RNA polymerase II
Molecular function (GO): RNA polymerase II cis-regulatory region sequence-specific DNA binding; DNA-binding transcription factor activity
Source: RefSeq, a predicted model, not a curated record
ACACAAAGAAAACGUGGUCUCAAAAACAACACAAACAACCUCCCCCCCAAGAAAUUGGAAUUUCUCUAGGAAUCUUGUGCUGGGAGAAGAAAAGCCCAGACCAGCCAGAGCUGGAGCUCUUCUUUCCAAAAAUGCUUCUCUGCUCCAAGAAAAAGAUUGGCACCUCCCAGAGAUGAUGACAGUUCAGUGAUGGGUGGGAUCAUGCUGCGUCCUGGACUGCUUAAUGUGCUGUUGCCCUCUGUUUAAACUUCCACUCAGUUUAAUAAUCCCAAGAUGGACUGAUGGGCAGUCCCUGGAUCCUCUUGUCCCUCUUCCCAGUGUAGCCGCAUUGCAGAAAUCUCCCUUUCCCUGCGUUUACUAUAAUUUGCAUGUUUUAACUGUCUUCACAAGGUUGGGUGCCUGAACCUGGCUUCAGAUAGACCAUGACCUCAAGUUCUGUGACAGCCACCUGGAGCAAUCUGACUCAGUGUCCCUCUUGAAUUUGACUCUCACAGAUAUCUGAGGAGAUGGGCUGAAUUGUGCACCUGUUAUCUCUCAAGACAGGCUAUUUGGAGUCAGGUAAUAGUGUGCUUAUAGAAGACAUCAAAAGUCAUUGGGUCAGGCUAAACUCUUGGUCACUGUUAAAGUAUGGGAACUUUGCUAGUAUGUUUGGCCUCUUUCUCUAUGCCUUCAAUAAAUGUGUUCCUUUGCAUAUAUGUUUUCUGUGUUGCUGAAUAUGGGUAGGCAGAGAAAUUUGUGUCAUUCAAUUCCUAAAGUAUGAUAGUAUCAGUCUUCUUUCUUUCUCUUAUUCCAACAAGACCUUUUGACUUCUAUGAUGAAAUGGGUUGUUCCCAUAGAUGCAGAGUCUGGAAUUCCCUGAGCACAUUAGUAGCCCCCUCAGAAAAGGGAGAAGCAAGAAUUGUUCGCUGAGUUAAUUCCCCGGGAGAGGAAAGCCAGGGGAGGCUGUGCUUAUGUUAUGUUCUUUUCUUCUAGUGGAGCCAGAGUGGAUCUGGGCUGGCAGGGCAGACUUGUGCCUAGAAUUCCUAAUUUGAGACUCUGCUAGGUGGGUGUGCUCCUGCUGUCACUUAAGCUUUUAGAAGGCGGGUCUGUGGCUUGAUGGCCAACCAGGCAAGUUGUUUCGGCAUGCAUAUCCAGUGAGAAACCAGGCAUUAGGAAGAUGGCUGCUACAUAUCACUGAGACGUCCCUUUUGGUCCCUGCCAUUAUUUGGGAUCUGGGGCCUUACGACUGUGGAGGGAUUCUCCAGUUUUUCCCAUCCCCUUUGGCCUCCCCUCCACUGACAGCAGGAACCACAAGAGGAUAGAUACCAGGCCACCGUGUCGCUGGAAAUGAGACCAGAAGAGAGGGUCCGGCUCCCUGAAACCAGAGUUGCAAAGCUGUGAGCUUCGUUGUGGAUGCUGGUAUCAAACUCAGGUCCCCUGGAAGAGCAGCCAGUAAUCUUAACUGCUGAGUCAUCUCUCUGGCCUUUUAUCACAGGAGUCGGUGACCUUUGAGGAUGUGGCUGUGCACUUCACCAUGGAGGAGUGGGCUAUGCUGGAUCCAUCCCAAAAGGAGCUCUACAAAGAUGUGAUGAAGGAAAUACUGAGAAACGUGAUCUCUAUAGGAAACAUAAGGAAACACCAAAAGAUUGAAAAUGAGUAUCAAAAUUCUGGGAGAAAACUAAGAUGCCAACUGGUGGAGAAACUCCAUGACUGUAAAGAAGACCAUGAGUGCGCAGAAAUCUUUAACUUCUCUACAGAGGGCACUGUGAACCAUACAUUUUAUCCAGGAGUACACAUCUGUAAAAGAAAUGGGUUUGUAAAUGUAGUCAUUGGCCAUUUAGCACUAAGUGUGCAGCUGAAACCUAGGCCAGGGCAGAAAUCAAAUGAAGUCCAGGAACAUGAACCAGAGUUGCAUACUAAUAAGGAAUUUGAGAACACUUCCAGCUCUCCCCCAUCUUUGCAGGAGCAUACAAGUUCCGACACUGCGGAGAAAUCGAAUAAAAAUAAACAGUCUAAUGAAGACUUAAGACUUGGCCAAAAUCAUGAAAGUACUCCUGGUAAAGAAAACUGCCAUGAAUGUAAGCAGUGCGGGAAAACCUUUUCUUCUCUUGGGUCCUUGAAGGGGCACGACAAACAUUACCAUGCAAAGAAAUCCUUCGAAUGUAAGCAGUGUGGGAAAGCCUUCCCUUUUCCCUGUUCCCUACAAGUACAUGAAAGGAUCCACACUGGCGAGAAGCCCUAUAGAUGUAAGCAAUGUGGAAAAACCUUUGCUCAUUCCAGUUCUCUUCUGAGACAUGAAAAAGUUCACAGUGGCACAAGUUCCCAUGAGUGUCAACUGUGUGGGAAAACCUUCACUCGUUUCAAUUCUCUUUCAAGGCAUAAAAUAAUCCACACGGGCGAGAAGCCCCAUGCAUGUAAUCAGUGUGGCAAAAGUUUUUCUCGGUCUGCUUCCCUUCAAAGACAUACCAGAAUUCACACCGGAGAGAAACCCUUUGUAUGUAAGCAAUGUGGAAAAGGUUUCAUUACUUCUACUUAUCUUCAAGUCCACGAACGAACUCACACUGGGGAAAAACCUUAUGUAUGUAAGGAGUGUGGGAAUGCCUUCAUGCUUUGGACUCAAUUUCAGAAACAUAAAGUAAUUCACAGUGGUGUGAAUCCCUAUGUUUGUAAGCAAUGUGGGAAAGCCUUCACUCGUCUUGGUUCCCUACAAAUACAUGAAAGAAUUCACACUGGUGAGAAGCCCUAUGUGUGUAAGCAGUGUGCAGAAGCCUUCUUGUCUUUGAGUCAAUUAAGAAGACAUGAAAUAAAUCACAGUGGUGUCAAACCCUAUAUGUGCAAACAAUGUGGGAAGGGAUUUAUCUGUUCUACUACCUUUCGAAGUCAUGAAAAGAUACACAGUGGAGAAAAGCCGUAUGUGUGUUCACAGUGUGAGAAAGUUUUGGGUUCUGAGAGUGCUUUGCGGAAACAUAAAAUGAUUCACACUGGAGAGAAACCGUGUGUAUGUAAGCGGUGCGGGAAAGCCUUCACUCAUUUGAGCUCUCUGCAGUACCAUGCAUUGAUGCACAGUGGAAAGAAGCCCCAUGAAUGUAGGACAUGUGGGAAAGGCUUUAGAUCUCUCAGUCACCUUAAAAAGCACGAAAGAACCCAGCACUGAGUAGAAACCCUGUGCAUGUAAACUAUGGGAAAGCCUUUGCUUAGUAUCUUUUAUGAAGAUAGUCAUUCUCGCUGACUUAAAUCCCUAGGUUUGUAAGCAAUAUUUACACUUUCUAAAUAGUUGGGUUGUUUUCACCACAAAUAAACUCACCUUGAAGAAAAGUGGGGCUUUUUUUUGUUACCAACAUGUGAAAGCUUCUAUCAUACUGAUUCCUUUUUUUUUUUAGCAUUUUAAAAUUUAUUUUAGAAGCACUCUUAUUUACAUAUCCAUCCCCCAUACUGAUUUCUAAAAAAAACCCACCAAAACAAAAAAAACCAAAACAAACAAACAAAAAGAAACAAUCUUGAAACAAGCACAAUGGAGGGGAACCCCUUUAAAAAAAUACCAUGGAAAUGGUUUUUGUACUAAAAGUUUUCUUCAAGUUCAUGAACAAAUUCACACUAGAGAAAAGCCCUAUGAAUGCAGGUGUUGUUUAUAUCUUUUUUCUAGUCCCAUAUCAAGGACAGGACAUGACAAAGUUUAGACUACAGAGAAACCUUAUGUACAUUUGCCACUUCUUCUCUGGUUUCCCCCAAAUACGUGUAAGUCAGCUAGAGGGGACUAGAAAGAUGGCUCAGAGGUUAAAAGCACUGGCUGCUCUUCUAGAGGUCCUAGGUUUGAUUCCCAGCAACCACAUGGAAGCCUACAACUGUAUCUAAUGCCAGUUCCAAGUGAUCCAGUGUCCUCUUCUGACUUCAGUGGCCCCUGCAUGCUUGUGGUACACAGACAUACAUGCAGGCAAAUUACCAAUAGGCAUAAAUGGAAACCAUUUGUAUGUAGGCGAUUUUGGAAACCCUCCCAUUACUACCAUAGACAUGAAAGAACCAACCAUAGAAUAACCUUAAUAGAGACCAAAAGAAUUUAGGAUUAUGUAUAUUAUUUCAUGUGUAUGAGUGUUUUGCCUGCAUGUAUGAAUAUGUGCCACAUGUGUGUAGUGCCUGUGCUACCAUGAAGAGGGCCUUGGAAGCUCUCGAACUGGAGUUACAUAUGGUUGUGAGCAGUCAUCUAGAUACUGGGAACUGAGUACAAGUCCUUUGUAAGCACAGUCAGUGUUCUUAACCAUUGAGCAAUCUUUCCAACCCAGUGGCAAAUUCUGGGCUUUUAUUUCUGAAUUUUGGUUUAUGAAAUAAGCAUAAGCCAAGUUCAUGAGACAGGAUGACAGCUUACACCCAUGGGAUGAAGACCAGUAGGGCCCACAUUUGAAAGACAAAACCAAACAGCUGUAGAAAGAAAGUACACUAUCAUGAAAUGGUUUUGUAAGGGUUCUUAAAGCAGCUAUCUUUAGUUUAGUUUUGCAUCAAAUCAGGUGCCUGUUUGCACUUGCAUUGUAAAUUGUGUCAGAUUCAUGUGAUGAACUAACAUUAACUUGUAACAUGCCAAUAUGCAUAAGUGCCCCCUUUUCAAGCAAUUAGGGUUAAUUAAAAAUGACUUUUUGAGAAUA